Molecule: messenger RNA, 513 nt
Organism: Exophiala dermatitidis NIH/UT8656
Lineage: Eukaryota; Fungi; Ascomycota; Eurotiomycetes; Chaetothyriales; Herpotrichiellaceae
Product: carbonate dehydratase
Exons: 3
Coding region: 1-513 (170 amino acids)
Molecular function (GO): zinc ion binding; carbonate dehydratase activity
Source: RefSeq, a predicted model, not a curated record
AUGUCGGCCAUCCAAAAGCAAAUCGAAGCCGCCUCGGAGCACUACUCGUCGGCCUUCACCAAGGGCCACCUCGCCCUCCCGCCGGCGAAGCACUACCUCGUCCUUACAUGCAUGGACGCACGAAUCGAUCCGGCCCAAGCAUUCGGGAUCGAGCUGGGCGAUGCUCAUGUCAUUCGCAACGCAGGAGCAUCUGCGCACGACGCGUUGCGCAGCAUCAUCAUCUCCGAGCAACUCCUCGGCACCCAUGAGAUCGUCCUGGUCAAACAUACCGGGUGCGGGAUGUUAACGUUCACCAACGACGACGCUUAUGCCUUGGUCGAGCAGAAUUUGGGGUCUGACGCACUGGCCGAAGCCAAAGCCAAAGUCCCAGAUUUUCUCCCCUUCUCCGACUUGGAGCAGGCGGUCAAGAACGAUGUUGAGUUCUUGCGGGCGACGAAGCUCGUUCCCGAUAGUGUGAAGAUCAGCGGGUGGGUUUAUGAGGUCGAAACAGGCAGGACUCGACGAGUGGUGUGA